This is a messenger RNA of Clunio marinus, 447 nucleotides long. Lineage: Eukaryota; Metazoa; Arthropoda; Insecta; Diptera; Chironomidae. The record is from the annotation of a GenBank genome assembly.
AUGAAGGCAAUAACGACAGGGAUAUAUGGCUUGGAAAAACUUAAUCCAAUUUUGGGUUUCGUCUCAUUUCUUCAAUUCUUCGCUGCUGCUGCUCCUGCUGCUGCUUCUUUUUCUUCAUGCCACUACCUGUGUAGCCACGUUCAACAUCGACCGAAUGAACAAAAUGGAAAAACUGGAAAAGCUAACUUUUUUUCUUCAUACAGAGGAAUUGUCGGGACUUGGUUGAGAACUUUAGACCAGAAGACUUUGACUCAAUAUUUGAAAAGUUUGAAUAUAAACAUUCAUAACGUGGUGAUGAAAUUGAGCUUUCAUGGAGUGACUAAAACUUCUGCAUCAUGGCACGAAACAAAUGCCAUUGGCAACCCAACGGAUGUACGAAAUUUUGAGAAUAAAAAGAAAUUGCUGUUGAAACGAUGCCAAAAUACAAGAUUAUGUAACGAAACUUGA